This is a messenger RNA of Nematocida homosporus, 591 nucleotides long. Its product is annotated as dTMP kinase. The transcript has a single exon. Gene Ontology annotation, molecular function: dTMP kinase activity; ATP binding. Lineage: Eukaryota; Fungi; Microsporidia. Gene Ontology annotation, cellular component: nucleus; mitochondrion; cytoplasm. Gene Ontology annotation, biological process: dTDP biosynthetic process; dUDP biosynthetic process; dTTP biosynthetic process. The record is from RefSeq and is a predicted model, not a curated record. The coding region runs from base 1 to 591 and encodes 196 amino acids.
AUGUCACAGGCUCUAUUAGUGGCAGUUGAAGGUGUAGACCGCAGUGGAAAGAGUACUUUAGUUAAGGAUUUAGUCCUGAAGUUACAAAGUCAUGGACAGAGAGUAGUACGCUUAUCCUAUCCUAAUAGACAAAAUCAAACUGGACAAUUGAUCAAUCGUAUCUUGCGCAAGGAAAUAGACUUUCCUCAGGAGGCCAUGUACAUGCUUUUCUCUGCUAAUCGUUGGGAAGAUAGUGCAACUAUGCAAGCAGCCUUAUCUUCAGCUGAUGUAGUGGUUUGUGAUAGGUAUACUUUAUCUGGACUAGCUUAUGCUUUAGCUAGUGGUGCUAAUAAUACAGCAGCUAUGACUGUAGAUCAAGGCUUAACCAAACCAGAUUUAGUUCUUUUCCUGGCCGAUACAGCUGUAACUGCUUCAACUCGGCCUGGUUUUGGCGAAGAACUCUUUGAGAAGACGGCAUUCCAAGCAUCUGUUCAUAAGUGCAUGCUAAAUUUACUCCCUAACUAUGCUCAUGUUAUUAUCACUGGUACGCCAGCAGAACGUUUACGUGCGGCUUAUUUAGCGAUCAAAGAAGCCCAGAGCAUAUAUCAAUAA